Molecule: messenger RNA, 1326 nt
Organism: Aspergillus mulundensis
Lineage: Eukaryota; Fungi; Ascomycota; Eurotiomycetes; Eurotiales; Aspergillaceae
Exons: 2
Coding region: 1-1326 (441 amino acids)
Source: RefSeq, a predicted model, not a curated record
AUGACAAACAGAGAAAUCAAAGCCCUCUGGGCCGGCCGUCUCCCGCCCGACCCCGACGCCGGAACGCACCCCAUCCCACCAAACGGCACCAACGCCGCCGCGCUGGCAAUGUACACGCGCCGACAACUCCUCCGCUUCAUGGAAGACCCCGCACACGCCGUCGCCAUGUUCGACGAAGGCAGCCGACGCUGGGACUGCUGGACGGUCCCGCGCGUGCCGUCCGAGACAACGGAAACAGGACAGGCCGCCUGGUACGACGCGCAGUUCAGGCCCGCGACUGCAGGGCUGGGCGGGACACAGCCUGCGCGCCCGCACACAAGACAGCGCAUCUAUGUGAAUAUAGCGUCGCUCAACGUUGUUGAUCCGAUUCAGAAGCUUAUUGCGCGGGGGAAGCUGCAUGCGCUUGCUGAGCUGAAACGACGAGGGCGCUGGGAGCCGAGUGGGUAUACGAUUGACGGGGAGAGUUACCUUACUGCGGCGUGGGGUGGGGGGUUCAAUACGCGGACGCUGGUCUUCCAUUAUAUUGCGUGGUGCUGUCGGCAGAAUCGGGAGUGGGCGAUUGUCCGCAACCGCGACUGUCCGAGUAUUUUCUCCGGCUCGACGUUUGAGUCUAACCUUGAUCUGCUGAUCUGUAAGGAUUACAGGGCGUUCAGUCGGUUGUGGACGGCGUUGUCGCGGUGGAGCGUGCAUCUACCCGGUGGGCAUGAACCCCUUGUUAUACCCGGCCUCUUUGGCCCGGCAACCCCCCGGCUGUCUACAGAGUCGCUGGCGAUUCUAGCAGAAAAGAUCACAGGAGCCAUGUUCCACUCGCUCCGCCGGAACAACGGCCUCGACCUCGUCGACCACAACAACCAGCUCGCCAAAUUCAACAAACUCCUCGCCGCCGGCGCAAACGCCGACUUGUUCCUGCGCUCCGCGGACGGCCUGCGCAGUCUGCCGUACGAGGCGCAGCGGAAAUGGCGGUUCAUCGCCGCGGCCGUGCGGAUGGACGGCAACAUUGACCCCGUUGGCCCUGUUGUCGGUGGCGGCGUGUGGGGCGGAACACUGCACCAUGUUAUUGUUGCGGCGCUGGAGACGAAGAUCCAGGGCUUGAAUAAUAGUGUUGCGCUGGGGGUGUUGACGGCGCAGCAUGCGGCUGCACGGCGGUAUAAGCGGUAUGAGCAUGCGCGGCGGCUGAUUCGGCUGGUGCGCGCGGGGAAUGGGGCUGGGGUUCGGCCGAAUCUGGCCACGUUGGAUGUGAAUGGGGCGACGGCGCAGCAGUGUGUGCAUGAUGUGGCCAGGACGCAUGGGUUGCGGUUGCAUAGUAUUGCGAGGUUGUUGGAGUGA